Molecule: messenger RNA, 3419 nt
Organism: Perca fluviatilis (European perch)
Lineage: Eukaryota; Metazoa; Chordata; Actinopteri; Perciformes; Percidae
Gene: lzts2a
Product: leucine zipper, putative tumor suppressor 2a
Exons: 9
Coding region: 454-2811 (785 amino acids)
Biological process (GO): cell division; negative regulation of canonical Wnt signaling pathway
Source: RefSeq, a predicted model, not a curated record
GUCAGCCCGCCCCGCAGAGCUGCAGCCCGGGCUCUGGCGGUGACAGUACCAAACACACUCAGCCUGAGCAGCAGCGUCGAUCAGCAGCGGAUCCACGGAGCUGCUGUGGACCCGGACGGGUUUGUGGGAGAAGGAGCGUUAACUACAGAAAGAGCUACAGAUAAAGAAGAGGAAAUUUUUCAGGCUGUUUGCUGUUUUCAGAAAAGUUGUACCUGCACAGAAAAGGACACCGGAUUCAUGCACAUUUACUGUGUUAGGAAAUAUUGCUGUACGGUCUGCUUGUGAAGAACAUCUUGCUUACUGUAAGGACAGAGUGCAGGAGGAGGCUCAGAGAGGAGUGUGGUCCUGGGAUGAGAGCUCACUGCCACUUCCCUGUGUCCCCCAGACCUUCAGGCGGAGUACGCUGGGCGACACUCUGAGAGUGUGUGGUGUGUCAGACGCCGUCGGGGUGCCAUGGCUCUGGUUCAGGCAUUACCUGUGACCGUGACUGACCACCCCAGUCCAGGUCUUGACGUCCAGCAGUGUCGGCCGCUAUCAUCCCAAUCCCCCUCAGGCCCCUACCCUGGCCCCUGUGGGCCUUGCAGUUCCGGGACAGCCAUGGGUUCUGUCAGCAGCCUCAUAUCAGGCCGGACGUAUCAGGAGAGACACUGCCGGGCCGCCAGCGAAUUCACCACCAAGUCACGCCGCUCCACGCCGGCAACCAGCUGCUUCCGGCUCCAGGAUAACACCCUGCGCAGUGGGAGCUCCCUGGAGCAGCUGCUGGUUAUCAGCAACCAAACACUUCCCCAGGCCGAGGUUCUGCCUCCACCGCUGCCCACCAAGAAGCAGCCCCGGCCGGGUAACUCUGCUGGGCCAGGCAGUGGAACGGUGGCUAUAGCAGUAGGUGGUGGCACUAAUGGAAAUUUUGGGUAUGUGAGCGACGAGGUGGUGGUUGGAGACUGGAACGACAACCUGGUGCUAUCAGCUGCAAGCCCCUGCAGUGACUCGGAGGACCAAAAGGACAACAGGACUCUGAAUGGCAACAUUGGAGGGCCUCCUCCUAAACUCAUCCCAGUGUCCGGACAGUUAGAGAAGAACAUGGAGAAAGUGCUGAUCCGUCCUACAGCGUUCAAACCUGUCAUUCCCAAGAAUCGCCACUCUGUCCUGUACUUGUCACCACGGCCAGGGGGCAGCAGUCUGUCAGAGAGCCAGGCCAGCCUCAACCUCCUGCUGCCCCUCGGGGGAUCCAACAACACCAGCGGCACAAACGUCAUUGGAGGGAGCGGCGGUUCCAGCACUGAAGGAAAGCGCAACUCCUACAGCGGAGGUCGCAAUGCUCGGAGCAGCCAGUCCUGCUCCAUGUCAGAUUCAGGGAGGAACUCCCUCUCCAGCCUCCCUACUCACAGCAGCACAGGCUACAGUCUGGCCCCCAGUGAGGGCUCCAGCUCCGGAUCUGGCUCUGGGGGCCAGAUAGAGCCCGUUCCAGGCCUGGUCCGAAACACUUCAGCUGCAAGUGGGAGCCACGGCCAUACAAACUCAGACAGUGGACGUUCCUCAUCCAGCAAGAGCACAGGAUCGGGGUCGCUAAGUGGGCGCGGGCAGCCCCUGUCGGACAGCGGGUCCUGUGGCCACUCGCCGCCACCUGUGGAGGGCUACGAGGCGGUGGUGAGGGAGCUGGAGGAGAAGCUGAGGGAACGAGACCUGGAGCUCCAGCAGCUCCGGGAAAAUCUGGAUGAGAAUGAAGCUGCCAUCUGCCAGGUGUAUGAGGAAAAGCAGCGUCGCUGUGAAAAAGAGAUGGAGGAGCUGAGACAGAGCUGUGCAACAAAGAUGAAGCAGGCUUCUCAGAAGGCCCAGAGGGCACAGCAGGUGCUACAGUUACAGGUAUUUCAACUACAGCAAGAAAAAAAGAAGCUGCAGGAGGACUUCUCCUCUCUGCUGCAGGACAGAGAGACGCUGGAAAGGAGGUGUGCCACCAUCCAGAGGGAGCAGACCCAGCUGGGGCCACGUCUGGAAGAGACAAAGUGGGAGGUAUGUCAGAAGUCAGGAGAGAUCUCCCUCCUGAAGCAGCAGCUAAAGGAGAUCCAGUCAGAGCUCAGCCAGAAGGCUGGAGACAUUGUGGUGCUAAAGGCCCAGCUGAGAGAAGCACGUUCUGAACUGCAAGCUAGCCAGGCUCGAUCCCACGAGGCCGGAACGGCCCUGCGGACUCGAUCUCUGGAGCUAGAAGUCUGUGAGAAUGAACUCCAGAGGCGCAAGAGCGAAGCUGAGCUGCUCCGGGAGAAAGUGGGCCGUUUGGAAGAGGAGUCUGCCCGCCUCCGUGACACUCGGUCCAAUCACGGUGGACACUCUCUACCUGGAAAUCUAAGCAUGAAGGGGCAGUGCAUGAGCCUCUCACUCCAACAGGGUAGAGGUAUGGCAGGGAGGAGGGGUCCCAGUCCGUCUUUGUAUCGGGAUGCAGAGGAGACUCAUGUGGCCUGGGGAGGGGACAGUGAUGAAGCCAAGGCUCAGAGGCAGAAUGCAGAAGCAGUGUUGGGAUUCAGACAGCAGGUGGACAGGCUGAAGGCUGAACUCAUGUAUGAGAGGAGGACUGGUGAGGAGCAACUGUCACGGUUUGAGGAUGAGAGGAGGGUGUGGCAGGAGGAGAAGGAAAAGGUAAUCCGCUACCAGAAACAGCUGCAGCAGAACUACAUCCAGAUGUACCGUCGAAACCGGGACCUCGAACGAGUGAUGAGGGAGCUGAGUCUGGAGCUGGAGAACAGGGACAUGGAGGACUAUGAGGUUCACAAUGGCAGCAACGACAUCCACUUUGAGGAAAUCACCGCCACUGAAAUCUAAAAACACACACACACAUACACACACACACACACUUACAGUAAUAUGUGCACAGAAACAUGGAAACACAACUCACAAAAGACUCCGAGGAUGUAAACCAAACAUUGAACUCCAGGCCAAAUAAUGCACUAUUUUCAACAUGGCUUUCCCUGGACUACUGAGCGAGCACUCACCACUCGUCACACUUAAAAGGGAGAUCUCCCAAAUGUGCAUUUUUACUUCCCGCUAACAGACAAGUACUCCAAUAAAUCCCUAUAAAGUGUCCCUUCCGGCCCUUUUAACAGGUUCUAUUCCACUACAAAGCCAGCACAAAGACUUAUUUCCUUCUGUGGGAACAAAAAGUGAAGAAAGUGUUUCUUCCUCAAACCACGUUCAUAUCAGGGUAUCGAUAAUCGUCGGGAACAUAAAGCAACAUUCUUUACUACAGGCACAUCAGUCUGGUCAAAGUGCAGUCACACCUUUCUCAGUAGCACACAAGGUUAAACACCCAGCCACCAGCAUGCAGGUAAUGAUGCAUCAUGACAACAGUCCCAUCAACACCGCCACUACUGGCUAUUACUGAUGAUCUCAUCACCCCAACAGCUGCACUAGUCCUCCAAGUAAAUGCUGAA